AUUCAACACGAGCAUCAAGCGAGUCUUUCAACCAUUUCUCUUGUUGCCUCGACUGGCGUAUCCUGUACCGAUACAAGUCUUUGCUAAUUGGAGCGGUUAUACUCUCAUUUGUGCGCGCGUGUGUUCUUGAGUUAGGAACAUUGUUAAUUAGGAAUGAGAUGGGGGACACGAAGACCCAACAAACACUCGCAGCUGUUGGGCUUGAUUACGUGUCGCUGACAAGCCAAGCUCCACGGAUGUCUUCGACGACGGACAGCAGUGAGGAGUCAGGGUAAGAAGAGGAUUAUCGUGCUGCUUCUGUGCUUUCCCUAGGAAUGAUGAUUUUUGAAGAGAAGAGGUUUGCAUUGGCGUAGUGUAACACAUUAACUGAAAAGUAAAUAACAGAGAACCGGCGACGUACGACGGCGUACGACUGAAAGUACCGGUAUUGUAGACUUUUGAGGUUGUUACUUAGUUCGGCGAUAUUUGGAGUGUUCAUAUACGGAUUUCAGAGAGAUUUCAGGGGGAUUUCACAGAGAUUUCGGAGAGAUUUCAGGGGGAUUUCACAGAGAUUUCGGAGAGAUUUCAGGGUGUUGUUGAAAUUAAAAGUUUGAAAACCAAUUUUCUUCACCACUCAUUUUCUGUUUGUUACAUAACAUAAUCUAUCGUAAACUCCAUAAAUCUAUCAUAAGCUCCAUACAAUAUAUCAUAAGCUCCAUACAAUCUACCAUAAGCUCCAUACAAUCUAUCAUAAGCGCCAUACAAUCUAUCAUAAGCUCCAUACAAUCUAUCAUAAGCUCCAUACAAUCUAUCAUAAGCUCCAUACAAUCCAUUAUAAGCUUCAUACAAUCCAUCAUCAGCUCCAUUUCACUCUCCAAGGGGUCAUUGUAACAAACAAAGGUCAAGCAACAUUGCUUUAGAUGAUUAAAUUUCCAAGUAGCCCUCCCCAUCCCUCUUUUUUAUUCCCCGAAAAUAAAAUAAUGAAAUCCCCUGUACGUCCCAUUUAUCAAAUGUGUCCAAAACAUGAGAUCAUCAUCCAAUCAGAGAAUUCAAAUUAUAUACAUAUCCAAAAAUAACCACGGAUCAAUCUAUUCCAGCUUUAAACAACUGCUGAAUAUUGGUGAUCGUUUUCUUCUCUGUGACGUCAUGCUCUAGGCUCUCUGUUAUAUUAAAGAUUUACAGCAACAGCAAAAAAUAGUUUUUAGUUGGCAUGGGCUAUAAAUAAUCAUUUGUAAAAAAAAAUAAAAAAUUAAUGUGUUUUCCCAAACUCUAUUUCUGUUCAAACAAUCAAACGUUACAACUUUUUCGGGUUGAACGUUGCCGAAUCGAUCAUAACACCGGACACCGGAUCAUAACACCGGAUCAUAACACCGGACACCGGAUCAUAACACCGGACACCGGAUCAUAACACCGGACACCGGAUCAUAACACCGGAUCAUAACUCCUAACACCGGACACCGGAUCAUAACACCGGACACCGGAUCAUAACACCGGACACCGGAUCAUAACACCGGACACCGGAUCAUAACACCGGACUACGGAUCAUAACACCGGACACCGGAUCAUAACACCGGACACCGGAUCAUAACACCGGACUAAAUUACAAUUUAUAAAGUGACAAAAGUAUAGGCCAAAGUUCAAAUGUCAUAAUAAAAGUGUGCUAAUAAAACUAUAGCUGUCAUAAGAUCUGUGAAAUAAUUAAAAAAAAUAUAAUUUUAAACUUUAUUUUGAAGAAGCGAGAAGAGACAGUGAGUGCCUGGGAGGCAUAUUUAAAUUCAUUUACUGAGAAUACUGUGAUUUUAAUCCGCACCACAGGAAAAAAAAUGUGGGAAUAGCAUGUUUUGGUUUUCAACAACUCAACUUCCGCUUCCAACCAUACAAUAGAGCUCUCCCUGUUCUGAACAUUGAGCUACGUAAACUGAAUUGAGAUCUUUAGAGACGCAAUUUUAAUUUUUAAUUUACAUUUAUCUGCUGUUUAUUGUACUAUGUCGUCUGCUGAGGAAGGCAUCUAGUCGAAACGUCCGCUCUUCAAGCCUAAACAUAUCUUGUUCCAAAAUGUUUCCAAUGUAACAGCACAUUCUAGUCAGUUCAAAUUCUGAUUUUUUUAAUCACGCUUCGUGCUCCUUGGAAUUUAAAUGACUUAUCAGUGCAAUCACUAGGGGUCGAGUGCUAGAAGUGUGGACUCUCACCGAAGGUCCCCCAACCCCCAACUUUAUUAGUAAAGGUACAGGUCGUUCCCAAGUAUUCCUGCAUGACUCGAGCCCCGGCAAUCAAUAUUCAAUGAAGGACAUGUAGUUCCAAUCUGCACAUUAAUUUGAAAAUAAAAUUUAACAUCGCCAACUACUUGAAAUUGAAUGUAUUUAAUGUAACAUUACAUAUACCGGGUAUGCCGAAUAAAAAAAGUCUCUAGUUCCAUUUCACAGACGACUGUUAUAGUUCUCACUUAGGCCUGGCAUGCGUUACUCAUAUAGGCUUGGCCUGCUUUAUUAUUUCUCUAGGUUAGUUAUCAGUUAGUUAUUUGAUUUUCUAUUUUCACCAACAUAUUGUUUUGUCCAUUGCCAGCCCCGGGCUAUCUCCAUGGAAGGAUUUAAACCUAAGUCAAAUUCUACUGCCCGUCCUGUGCGGUGGCUUCAUAGCCGUCGUCAUCUUUGUGAUAGCGUGCUGUCUCACCAAGAGAAAGGCCAAGUAAGUAGAUUUUUUUUUUUUUUGUAUUAUUUAGAAGCACAACAAAACCACACAAACAAACACACACACACACACACACACACACCCACACACAAAAACACAGCUAUACAGUUUAAACAUUAUGAAGGUAAAAAAAGGAUCAAUUAACGACUGAAGAAUUAACACACUAAUAACAAAACAGCUGUGACGUCAUUGUAACAAAACAGCUGUGACGUCAUAGACAGUAACAUUUAUGGCCAUCAAAAUGACAAACCCAAAAACUGUAGGUGUUGAGAGAAAUCAGAGAACUGUUUGCCACUUUUGUAAGGGUUUAGUGCGUAGCUAAGAAGUGAUGCACUCAGGAGCACUCUCGACAGCUUUUACGUUAGACAUUAAAAGAAAUUUGAAGCAAAAUUUUACCGUGUGAACUGAAAAAAAGAUUCAACCUAAUUUCCGUCCAUCAAUUUUCCGUCGACGAAAUUUCUUUCGAUCAAAUUUCCGGAUACGAAAAUAUGAUGCAAACAGACAAGAGUAUCGGGCUUAAUAUGUGUCAGCUUUCCCAUUGGUUCGGUCCACCAAUACCAACAAAAAAAAAAAAAAAAAAGAAAGAUUUAUUACGCAAUCAUAUUGAAAGUUACAGAAUCGUGUUAACUUAACACAAAGCUUGGAGUCAUGGGCGCCCGCAAGGGGGGGGGGGACUUAAACCCCCCCCCCCCCUGGUUUGAUUGGAUAAAAAAAUGUAGACAAAAAUAGACAAAAAAUGUAUUAAAGUAAAGAGAAAAUAAAGAGAAUGUAACUAAGCUGAUGUCCUUCCCGUUCGUUCACCAUACAAAGACGAUACAAUAAAUUAAAACUACAUCAAAACAUUACUAAAAGUUUUUGGCCCCCCCCCCUAGAAAGUUUUCUGCGAGCGCCAGUUUAAGAUAAAGAAAUAGAAUUAAUAAUAGUGUCCUGAACACAGGAGGGAAAGGUGGUUGGUGGGGGCACAAACAAUUAAGUUUAAUAUUAUAGUUAGAUGUAAAGUAAUGUAUGAUGUAUAGGCUCUCAUGUUCCAGCUAACAUUAAGUCACGCCCACUGGUUAGUGUUUGACUCAACACAGCUUGUGUAGUAGCCCACUGGUUAGUGUUUGACUCAACACAGCUUGUGUAGUAGCCCACUGGUUAGUGUUUGACUCAACACAGCUUGUGUAGUAGCCCACUGGUUAGUGUUUGACUCAACACAGCUUGCGUAGUAUCCCAUUAAUGAAAUAUAUAUAUUUCAAUGACCCUGUCCGUCGACUUCGUGUUAAAUGCUGCCGCUUCCAAUGGCAGUGUAUAUCCCUCCCUUCAAAUACCCUAUACCAGCAGGAUUGAACCCUGAAGACCUAGUGAGACCCUCCUAUUACCUAUUGGUCCCGGUUUAACUGGUGACGUUAUGACUGGUCCCAUUUUUGAAGCAUGGUAAGACCAGGGCCAUCGCGUCACCUUUGGAGGCCCCCUACUCCACUUUUCGGUUUUCUGUAACUUGCAUUCAAAGUUGACAGUUUACUUUUUGUUCACAUCAAAACUUUAGGUAGGCCCCUUAAAUAUCCACCCCCCCCCUCCACUGGCAGCUCCAGCGAUUGUAGGGCAGACGCGACGGCCCUGGGUGAUAAAAUCUUAGAAAAUACUUUCGUAUGGAAAUAAACAAUUAAAUCUAAUGGUGAAGUGUCUAAUUAAUAACCUGCCAAAUGAUUACGGGCCCUGCUGUACAUUUCCGAACCCUUUCUUAGUGUAUAGACCUAUAAUAUGAUAAAAUGAAAGAAAGAAAACCGAACCAACCCCUGGUGCUGGUCAGCACUUGCGCCCCCUGGUGGCCGCCCAAUGCCUUCGGUGUUCAAGAUGCUGUAAGUAGCAUACCUCGCUCUCGAAAAGUGUCAGCCAUUAGCAGGAAAUGUCGCCAUUAAGUGCGGGGCUGAUUAUGAAGGUCUGUGGUUAAUUUAUCAGCACCAAAAAGCCAGACUAUAGAGUUGGGAUGAAGUGGCUUUUGAAGUUCGUCCUUCACUGGACUACCUGAUUAAAGCAAUGGGGGGGGGCAACAUGGAAAGGGGAAAAACUAUCAGAUGAUGCUAUAUUAACUCUACACUGAUGUAUAGACUAUAUACCACACCAAUAAGACUCCGAGUGGUUAACAGUACAUUUAGCCACACCCACAGUGCCGGACAGAAACCCACUAACCGGAAAAUUAAGGGGUCAUUAAAAUGACAUUUUAGACAUAGUUAGAUCAGCUUCUGAGCAAGCAUAGAAAUAUUAUUCUUGGAAAGUUUUUCAUUUACCCUGCUCCCAUCUGACCUUGACCCGUGUGUCCAAACCCACAAGUCAAUCAAGAAGUUUAUAGGCACCUUAUGCUACAACCAGUGUCCUGGGGCUCAAGAUAGAAUAAGGUGGGUGGGUGGGUGGGGGGAGACUCGAGAUUAGGGGCGGGCAAUACUCACGUAACGCAGACGAUGCUAGCGGAGCCCUAAGGAGCGACCAUUGAACAUACAGGAGAGUACAAAGGAUAAUUUUACUUUUCUAAAGCUGAUUUCUCUUUAGCCGCAAGGUCCCCACUGUGUCUGUGUGUGAGGUCGCGGGUGCAUUGUAUGAGUUACACGUUAAACCUUAUAUUUGGUCGAUACAUAAUAUCUAUAUAUUAAAUGAAUAGGUGGAACAAUGUAAAUGCUAUUUAUUUAGUGAAUAGGUGGAACAAUGAAAAGGGUGCACAAUUUAAGUCAUGACUUAAGAGUACCUGAGCCUAAAGUGAAGGACAAAAAAUGGGAUAGGAGGCAAAAGCAAUCGACUGUUUAUGGCUUGGAGUUGCUAUAUCUGGGGCAGGGUUGGGGGGGGGGGGCUGGUCGUGGGUUCAGUCAUGUCAGAUGUGCCUAAAGUUUCCUCACAAUAAUUUAAUUCUAACGUUAUUUCAACGAGCCUUCUGUUGUAUCAUGACGUUAUUUAAACGGGCCUUCUAAGGAGGCAAAAGCAAUCGACUGUUUAUGGCUUGGAGUUGCUAUAUCUGGGGCAGGGUUGGGGGGGGGGGGCUGGUCGUGGGUUCAGUCAUGUCAGAUAUGCCUAAAGUUUCCUCACAAUAAUUUAAUUCUAACGUUAUUUCAACGAGCCUUCUGUUGUAUCAUGACGUUAUUUAAACGAGCCUUCUGUUGUAUCAUGACGUUAUUUAAACGAGCCUUCUGUUGUAUCAUGACGUUAUUUAAACGAGCCUUCUGUUGUAUCAUGACGUUAUUUCAACGAGCCUUCUGUUGUAUCAUGACGUUAUUUAAACGAGCCUUCUGUUGUAUCAUGACGUUAUUUAAACGAGCCUUCUGUUGUAUCAUGUUUCACACAGACCUUUCCGGAGACGGCGAGAAAGGAGUUGUCAUACCAUUGAAACGUCACACGAUACGUCAGAGUAUGGCAUAUAUGACGUCAUCGAUCAGGUAAAAAUUUGCUUUGUAAUUUUAAUAUAGAAACAAGACGGGUAGGUUGCAAGGCUCAAAAUGAAACUGGUUAACAUACCUAAAAUGUUUCAACUAAGUACAAUUCAUAUGAGAACUAUGUUUUAAAUGUACCCACUAGACUUGGAUGACCAAAUCAUGAACUGGAAAAAACGGGACACACCCAAGGUGGGUUUGUGGGGAUACGCUCCAGCUAAAGGGAGGGCUGGGGGCCUGCGCCGGAAAAUGUUGAUUGAAAUAUGCUCAUUUUAAAUAUUUUGAGACCUAGAAAUCUUUUUAAAUGUAAUUUAACUUUUGUAAUUUAAUUUAAACCCUGAAGCAUAUCAUAAACGAAAACAACAAUUUUGCAAUGAAUACUUAUUUAUUUAUACAUAUUUUACAACAUAAUGCAACACAACAAAUUAAAUGUCUCUAGUCUAGGAUUUAAAUUGAGGAUAUUUGGAUGUUGUCCCAGCCAUUGUUAAAACCUCCUUCUGAUCUAAUAUAAAGUUGUCAAAACUAGAAAAGUCCAUUUCGAAAUUGUAGAGCACCUGCAGGAUUGCAGAAAGGGCCUCCACUCUCAUUUUGUUUCUUUCGUCCGUCCAUUGAAUGUUCAUGAGCGACAAGAUUCUUUCAGUAUUACCAUUAUGGGCAGGGAUCGCAAACACUUAUUGGCACACAGCUUUCCAAAAUAUUACAAGAAGUUAUAUUAUAAAUUAUGAAGUUUACGUGAUUUGAAAAUGUGUUUGGUUUUAGAAACGGGACAUUUGGGCGUCCCGAUAGACUUUUUCGGGACACCGGGUACGAUCGUGAAAAAACGGGACAAUCCCUACACUAGACUGACUAGUCUAGAGCGUCAUUUUGAUUAGACAUUUUAUAAAUAAUAUAUUUAUAUAAAUUGGUAACUUUUUUUUCAGGUUAAAGGUAAAUCAAAAUCCAGUGAAAAGUCCCGUCGUCAAGACAAACUUACUUCAAACUGCAUUCUCGCUUCCCAAAACGAGCUGGGGCGGAGCAAGACUGGGGACAUCUUCACCACUCCGCUGUCGGCACUGCCUCUCAGCGCGAAGCUCGACAGCCUACUCACACCCAGCCUGCCAGAGUGCACCAAACACGAUUGGAAAAAAUUUGACCGCAAAUUCGAGGCAAGCGACCUGAGCCUGCCACAUAAUGGGACAAAGUUGCCCAACAGCUCACACGAAGAAGAGGAGGGCAUCUAUGAAACUCUUGACCGCUACUGGACGUUAACAAGCUCUCUGAAAAAAGACCUGUCCGUCCAGCUUGCGACUACAAACGAUUUACCCGGAAGCGAUGAAACGCUGAAAGUCGGAUCCCCUAUGAUUAAAGAAGAAUGUUCAGGGAACCCUCCAAGCUACAACCCCAAAGUUGACAGUGGCUCUCAUCAUUUUCAAAAUGUGCCCGCCAACUUCAGUCAGACCGCAGCGGAAAGAGUCUGUGAUGAUAAAAUCCUGUGCCAGCUGACACUCUUUCAUAUCUCCAACACGGAUGAGUCAUCAAGACAAGCCGAGACCGUAUAUUACUAUGUUAACCUACAGAGCCUGUCCAUCGACCGCACGGACAGCCUGCCCUCGGUGCUACAGAACGCGCGACUGCAGGUUCUGCCGGACCAGGAAAACAAAGAAAACAAAUCAUCCUCUCGGAGCAUCACGCUUGAGCCGGUCGAGAGCGCCAUGGUCCCCAUGUUGAAUGAAUCUGUGUAUUCGACUCAGAGUGCCUCGGAAAGCACACACAAACGCAAAGUCUCCAUUCCCAAAUCCAGCUCCCCGGGCUAUGAGCAGCCACCACGGACAUGCUCAAAGCGCACACCAAUUCUUUUGGCGAAGAAAUCCGAAAGCUUCAGAGACGCUAAUACUGAGCUGCAGGCAGCUAAAGACAAUUUUCUCCAUUGCAGAAGACGAAGCGAUUCGAGCAACUCUGAGGUCCAGGCGCCGACUCCGGUAGUAUCCCCCACAAAAGUUGGGCCCGAGGCGGAGAAAAUCAUUCGAAAGUUGGGGCCUCUGCCACCUGUGCCGGGGCCUCUGCCACCUGUGCCGGGGUUUCGGCCACCCCUGUGUAGGGCUGAGUCGGAAAACGGGGGUCGUUUGAGACACGCUGCUCGCAUCGCAGGGAUGGAUGUGAAUCCGUCACAAAAUUUUAACAAAAAACAUUCAUCUAGGCCGCUUCCAUUGAGCCCCGACGGCAACAAUUUCAGCCGACACCGAAUUGAGCGGUCCGCGUCAGAAGUUGCCUUUAACAGGUGCGAGGUGGAGGAAGUAGGCCUACCUGGAACAGGAGAAGCCCUGACGCCUGAAGCAAGUGGUAGGGUAGAUGGCGAGGCAAACGGUGAAGAUUUCUGCGGUUCAAAGGUCGCCAUGAAACAAAGUUCAAAACUCGUUUCAGAUAAUGAUUUGCAACAAAGUACUUCCGACGUGGACAGUCUAGUCAUGCGUGAUGUGGGCAGUGACAGUCAUUACUUUGUGCUGGAGCCUCACUGCACCUCAGACUCAAGUGAUAACAGCAGUGAGGGGGAGGAUGGGGAUGAUGCUUGUACACUUUAAGAGGAUCGCUGGUGGUGAGACAUAGAAAGUGAUCCGUACAUAAAGAGAUAUAUAAAGAAAUAUUAGAGGAACAUUGUGUGUCCAAGUAACCAAAGCUUGACAAUCAAGACGAUGCUUCUAUUAUGGUGAUGUGGCGUUAUCUACAACGGUGACCGCCUGCAACAGUUUUGGUUGUCCUCAUUAUUUAUUUCUACUUGCAUCGAGCUAUAAACACGACCAGAUUCAAUCUUCCUGAAACAGUGAACGACACAUUAUAUCUUCCUGAAACAGUGAACGACACAUUAUAUCUUCCUCAAGCAUCGGUUGACAGAUUAUAUCUUCCUGACGCACUGAAUGACAGAUUAAAAUUAGAUCUUCAUGAAACUUUGGUUGACAGAUUUGCACUCCCAUAAAAUACCAACAUUUUAUUCCCAAAUGUUUUCUUAAAGUUACAAAGAUCAUACAUUUUACAAACAAAUUUACACGGUAACGUGUAUGUGAAUUUCUUUUAAUUUGAGUUGAAUUGUAUCACUAAAUGACAAUUGACACCAGUGUUUAAACAUGUAUUUGUUAUUCGAUUGUUAAAAAGGAUUUUAAAGGUAGAUUUAGCUCAAAAUUAUUGCACACAUACGCUGCUAAGAGCAGAGCCGUUGAACUAGUACAGUUAAGUGUUCAAGGGCUGAAAUGUUUUAACAAAGGCAAGUUAGCUGAGAGUCAUAUUCUAUCACCUGCAUUAGCUGAGAGUCCCAUUCUAUCAUCUGCAUUAGCUGAGAGUCCCAUUCUAUCAUCUGCAUUAGCUGAGAGUCCCAUUCUAUCAUCUGCAUUAGCUGAGAGUCCCAUUCUAUCAUCUGCAUUCUGCAUUAGCUGAGAGUCCCAUUCUAUCAUCUGCAUUAGCUGAGAGUCCCAUUCUAUCAUCUGCAUUAGCUGAGAGUCCCAUUCUAUCAUCUGCAUUAGCUGAGAGUCCCAUUCUAUCAUCUGCAUUGGCUGAGAGUUCCAUUCUAUCAGAAAGUCUCACAAAAUUCAGCAGCUCUAAUUUUAUAUAGCUGACCAAAACAGAGAAAGUCUGCGUGCUGCGAACUUGUGGCGUAAAGUUUUUUACAAACCAAGAAUGCAGGAAUACAUAUUCUGGUGGCGUGUUGCUCUAUUAGCGCAGUAUCAAGCGCUUGCAUUCAGCCUUCAGUAUUCAAAUGUCCGUAUGAUAAUUCUUUGUUUUAAAAAAAUAGAAAUUAAAGUUAAUGUUGUUAUUCUAGAGCAAGGGCCGCACGACCCCCCAUGGUUGCACAGCGCCUAAGGUCUUGUUGGAAAUGGGUCUCUGUGUACAUACUCUUAAGUUUCCAUUUUCCAGCACAACGAAGUUCUAAAAAAAAAUAAGUGGGGUGGGUUGGAGGUUUGGGGAUGGGGGGUGUAUUUUAAAGUAUAUGUUACCCUAUAGAUUUGUUUCCCAUUAUAUUGUGAUAAUGCAUUUUGCUGUAACAGUCCUGUUGAUAUUUAUAUGUUUCAAUUGAACUGAAAGAUUUUAUUUCAAGUCAUUGCUUCUUUAAUGUUAAACAAUAAAACAACAUUCCAUUG
Messenger RNA from Lymnaea stagnalis (great pond snail), 10171 nucleotides. The record is from the annotation of a GenBank genome assembly. Lineage: Eukaryota; Metazoa; Mollusca; Gastropoda; Lymnaeidae.